UUUCUGUCAAGUAUUUAAAUUAAUAUUUUUAGAGGAAAGUUAGGCUAUAUUUAGUGCAAUUUCUACCAAAGACAGUCAUAGUGGCUUCUCUUGGGCAAGAAAACCAGAGAUAUAGAAAGAGGGAGAGAGAGAAAGAGGUAGAGACUUGCCAGAGAGCGAGUGAGACAAGAGACAGGGAGAGCGGGAGAGAGAGGGGAGAAGGAGCACAUCAGCGCGGCAGCAGAAUCAGGGGCAUAUUCAUUAGUCCAAACAAAAACGAGAGUUCAUAUUGGAAGAAGUCAGAUGGCGUGCCAGGGCCUUGCGAGCGGCGAGACUCUGAAGUCGCUGAAGGCGGAGAGCGAGACGCUGAGGAAGAAGCUCGAGGAGGAGCGGAAGAAGCUGCACGAUGUGGAGUUGGAGAAGGUAGCUGAGAAGGCGGAAGCUCUUGGUGAGUUAAACAUGAAGACUCGGAGGACACUGAAGGGCCAUGGCAACAAGGUGCUCUGUAUGGACUGGUGCAAAGACAAACGACGCAUUGUCAGCUCCUCACAGGAUGGGAAGGUCAUCGUAUGGGAUGCUUUCACCACCAAUAAGGAACAUGCAGUGACCAUGCCGACUACGUGGGUGAUGGCGUGUGCCUACGCCCCCUCUGGCUGUGCCAUCGCCUGUGGGGGAUUGGAUAAUAAGUGCUCGGUGUACCCUCUCUCAUUGGACAAGGACGAGAACUUGUCGGCCAAGAAGAAGUCGGUUGCCAUGCACACCAACUACCUGUCCGGCUGCACCUUCACCAACUCUGACAUGCAAAUCUUGACGUCCAGUGGUGACGGUACCAGUGCGCUGUGGGACGUGGAGAGUGGUCAGCUGCUGCAGAGUUUCCACGGUCACUCUGCUGAUGUUCUCACUCUGGACCUCGCCCCCUCUGAGACUGGAAACACCUUCGUCUCCGGGGGUUCUGAUAAGAAGGCUAACGUUUGGGACUUGCGCUCAGGGCAGAACGUCCAGUCGUUUGAUACCCACGACUCUGACAUCAACUGUGUCAAGUACUACCCCAGUGGCGAUGCUUUUGCCUCUGCUUCUGACGACUCUACCUGCCGUCUGUUUGAUCUCAGGGCUGAUCGGGAGGUGUCCAUCUACUCCAAAGACAGCAUAAUAUUUGGAGCCGCCAGUGUUGACUUCUCUCUUAGUGGUCGUCUGUUGUUUGCUGGCUAUAAUGACUACACCAUCAAUGUGUGGGACGUCCUGAAGGGGACCAGAGUAGCCAUCUUGUUUGGUCAUGAGAACAGAGUCAGCUCACUCAGAGUCUCUCCUGAUGGGACCGCUUUCUGCUCCGGGUCCUGGGACAACACUCUACGGGUGAGACAAGAGGGCUAGGGGGUCGGAAGGGAGAUGAAACAAGGAGGGACAACACUCUACGGGUGAAUCAAGAGGGGUAGGGGGGUCGGAAGGGAGAUGAAACAAGGAGGGACAACACUCUACGGGUGAGACAAGAGAGGUAGGGGGGUCGGAAGGGAGAUGAAACAAGGAGGGAGAACACUCUACCGGUGAGACAAGAGAGGUAGGGGGGUCGGAAGGGAGAUGAAACAAGGAGGGACACCACUCUACGGGUGAGUCAAGAGGGGUAGGGGGGUCGGAAGGGAGAUGAAACAAGGAGGGAGAACACUCUACCGGUGAGACAAGAGGGGUAGGGGGGUCGGAAGGGAGAUGAAACAAGGAGGGAAAUAAAAAAUAAAAAAUGUUUUAUUUAACUAGGCAAGUCAGUUAAGAACAAAUUCUUAUUUACAAUGACGGCCUACCCCGGCCAACGCUGGGCUAAUUGUGCGCCGCCCUAUGGGACUCCCAAUCACGGCCGGAUGUGAUACAACAUGGGCUAGAGAGAGGAGUAGAGGCUGACCUAUUUGUGGAAAACCCUGGUUCUGCAGAGUCAUGCGUCAGACUAUCCCCACAGUACAUACUUCUGUUUUCCACUACAGGCACAGCCACAAUAUAGGACACGGAAACCACCACUGAGAGAUGCUGUAGUAGUUGUUCUUCAUUAAUGUCUGUGGAAGUAUAGUAACACAGCCAUAGUCUUCCCUCUGGUGAUCUCACUUACAUCAUUUUAGCAGACACGUUUAUCCAGAGCGACUUAGUGGAUGCAUACUUUUUCAUACUUUUUCCCCCCCAUACUGAUUCCCCGUGGGAAUUAAACCCACAACCCUGGCGUUGCAAGUGCCACGCUCUACCAACUGAGCCACACAGGACCACUUCUUCUCCGAGUUGCUCUGCCUCAUAAUCUACACCGGUCUGACAAAGGAGGAUUCUCCAUCUCCCCCAAAAUCUGAUUCCUAUCAAGGUUUCUUCCUUCCAGGGAGUUUUUCAUUGUCACUAUGCUGCUGCAUGCUCUUUGGGGUCUGGACCGGGUUACUGUAAUAUACUUUUUGACAAGUGUUGUUGUUUAAAUGUCUUAUUGAAUACAAUGUGAUUUACUGAUGUUCUGUGCUUUU
Molecule: messenger RNA, 2462 nt
Organism: Salvelinus namaycush (lake trout)
Lineage: Eukaryota; Metazoa; Chordata; Actinopteri; Salmoniformes; Salmonidae
Product: guanine nucleotide-binding protein subunit beta-5b
Exons: 11
Coding region: 283-1350 (355 amino acids)
Biological process (GO): G protein-coupled dopamine receptor signaling pathway; G protein-coupled receptor signaling pathway
Cellular component (GO): heterotrimeric G-protein complex; cytoplasm
Molecular function (GO): protein binding; signaling receptor complex adaptor activity
Source: RefSeq, a predicted model, not a curated record